Messenger RNA from Portunus trituberculatus (swimming crab), 1375 nucleotides. Its product is annotated as SET and MYND domain-containing protein 4-like. The transcript has 4 exons. The record is from RefSeq and is a predicted model, not a curated record. Lineage: Eukaryota; Metazoa; Arthropoda; Malacostraca; Decapoda; Portunidae. Gene Ontology annotation, molecular function: protein binding. The coding region runs from base 158 to 1375 and encodes 405 amino acids.
GCAUACCAAAAUGAGAAAAAUAGAGAUGAUUCUGAAGCACUUGAGUGAACAGAGGUGGUGUCGGUAGAUUGGAGAGAGAGCCCCAGUCACCAACGAGGCAGCGAACAGCCACGACAGCCAAGCUCGGCGCCACCACCGCUGUUCUCUACUCGACAUAAUGGCUGAGGGAAGGUCUCCUAUGAAGAGUGAGAGAAGAUCCCCAGUGAAGCGUGACCGCAUCACCGAUGUCCCAAAAACGUAUGACGGCAUGGUGACCAGCUUCAUCAUGACCCUCACCCACCGGCGGCCAGAAAAACUGAAGGAAAUUCAAGCUAUUAUGAAGCCAGAGAGUAGCACACUGGACAUGUUUUCCUUUCUAUGGGGACUAAGAGAAGCCCAUUUUAAGCUGAAUCCAGAUUAUUUUGCGUCCAAGAAGUCUGAUGAUAGUUCAUUUAUAUAUUGGCGGCUUGGCAACACUCACCUAAGUCGAAAAGAUAAAGAUCUUGCACUCAAAUACUUUAACCUUGCCAUACAGCUGGCGCCGCACCCUCCAAUGGUCAUAGAUGAUAAGGUGAUUUCUUGUCAAGUCUCAAUAAAAAGAGAUGAUAUUCAGGAAAAACUCGAGGGCAAUCCUGGCUGUCACAACUCUGAAGGCUGGGGAGAGUAUGUGUCUUUGGCACACGCAUAUGAAGCAAGAUCAUAUUUAUUGUUUGAUCUAGAGGAGUAUAGCAAAUGCAAGAGGGAUAUAGAACUCGUUCUGGACCUGGGAUGCCCACCCAUGAUAGCAGCCAAGCUGAAUCAUUUGAAAGCAGCAUGUGAAGAGAGGAUCGAAAGUCCCCGCGAGGAGGUGGUAGCGUCACCGACUUCAUCAACAUCUUCACAUUCUCGCAGAAGCGAAAGCGGAGGAUCGACAGAUUCUUCACCUCACAGAAAGCCUGUUGUGGAGCCUCCACUGUCAUUUAAGUACAAGUGUUCUGAUCCGCCAGUGUUGGUGGAUCACAGCUCGGCCAUCCCAGCAUUCAGCUCCUCGGUCGGUGUGGAGUACAGCGAGGACAUGGGACGCUAUUUGGUAGCUAAGAAGAAUAUUUCUCAUGGUGAACUUGUGGCGGUCGAGGAAGGUUACUGCACCGCCGUCCGGCUGGAGCAUGUGAGAACCUACUGCGUGGUUUGUCUCAAGCGAACACUCUCGCCCCUGCCGUGCCCGUCCUGCUCCAUGGUGGUGUUUUGCAGCGACAACUGCCGCAUUCAGGGUCUAGCCAACGUCCACUGGCAGGAGUGUCCCAUCCUGCCAACAAUGGCAGAACUCAACAUGGGCGUCAAUCCAUUAUUGGCUUUAAAUUUGUUUCUGAAAAACACAUACGAAGCUGAGGGAGAUCGCUCCCCAGGUCAUAGCUGA